GCGGACUCGCAAAUGACAUUAAGCAGAUCAUUAACUAGGUUGGGUUAGCUACUAAAAGGGCUAACCAACCCCCCACACAUCACUUCUUUCCCGCCUCGUGUUAUAGUCCGAAAGGCUCACCUUUCCCUACUUUAAGCCGCAGGAACAAGCCCAAUGUGCAUCCUCCGGUUAUAGUAUGUUUAGAACCUCUAAUUCUACAUCAACCCUAUCGGGUUAUUUUCUCGUUUCCGCAGUGAUUGUUAGUAACAAGUUGAGGAAGACGUCGAUCAAGAUGAUUUGUAAAAAACAAUUUGUCAGAACCGAAAAUGUGAUCUUCGGCUCAUUCAAUGGCCCUCAUCACCAUCUCAGGUUACCCCUCCUCUGGAAAAUCAACCCGCGCAGCCCAAAUCCACGACUUUCUCUCAUCAACUUCAAGCCCUCAACUCAAAGUAAAAGUCAUCUCAGACGAUGACUUGGCCGUUGAUCGCGUGUCAUAUGAUGACUCCCUUCAAGAAAAGAUCGCCCGCGCAACUCUCUUCACCGCUAUCACAAGGCACAUCGCCAAAGACACAAUCCUUAUCGUAGACGGGAUGAACUACAUCAAGGGGUUUAGGUACCAACUGUAUUGCAAGGCCCGAGAGGCUGGAGUAAGGGUCGCUACGGUCUAUGUACUUGCUACGCCUGAUCAAUGUCAGAAAUGGAAUGAUGAACGAGGAGAUGGGAAGAGAUAUAAACCUCAAACCCUCGACGCCCUCAUCCAACGCUUCGAAGAACCCUCAUCCAUGGUCCGUUGGGACGCUCCACUCUUCACCAUCGCCUGGGACGACCCAACACCCCCACUCGAACGUAUAUCAGAUGCAGUCACAACUGGUAUCGUCAAACCUCCAAACGUCGGCACUCAGAUCACACCCAAAGCACCCACAGACGCCCUCCGCACUCUGGAGCAUACGACAAACGCACUGGUUUCUGCGCUCAUGGCUGUUCAGGGUGCUGGCCCACUCGGGGGACCUAUCGUUCUCACCAUCGAUUCGCUUGAGCAUAGUUCGAAUACCAGUGCCAAUGAUAGUUCUGUUCUCCGUGUUCGCUUAACACUCCCGCAUCGUGCACUGACGCUGUCAGAGCUGCAACGGCUCAAGCGCCAAUUCGUGGCUGCGCGCCGGAAAGCUGUGACAUUGGGAAGCACGGAAAAAGGAAGGGUGGAGUGGGGAGAGGAAGGCGUGGGACGUGCAUUUGCAGAGUUCUUAGAGGAGGGGUUGGGUGUUGCGAGGUGACUUGCACGUUAAGCAUCCAAAACAAGAGCAUUGGUUUUAUAAUCCCGGGAGUAAUACAACACAGGGCUUGUAAUAUGUGGUACGUG
Suillus plorans is the source of this 1336-nucleotide messenger RNA. Its product is annotated as chromatin associated protein KTI12. The record is from RefSeq and is a predicted model, not a curated record. The coding region runs from base 327 to 1250 and encodes 307 amino acids. The transcript has 4 exons. NCBI's taxonomy places the organism in Eukaryota, Fungi, Basidiomycota, Agaricomycetes, Boletales, Suillaceae.